This is a messenger RNA of Meloidogyne enterolobii, 514 nucleotides long. The record is from the annotation of a GenBank genome assembly. NCBI's taxonomy places the organism in Eukaryota, Metazoa, Nematoda, Chromadorea, Rhabditida, Meloidogynidae.
UUCACGCAUUGUGCCUGGAAUUGAGUUUUCCCCAGAUAAAAUGCUUCAAGGUCGUCUCUUCUCCUAUCCGGAUACUCAAUUUCACCGUCUCGGACCAAAUUUUAUGAAACUACCUAUUAAUUGCCCGUUCAGAACGCGUGUUCGAAAUACUCAGGUCGACGGAUGGCAUUGCUCUGAUGAGAACCAAAAUGGCGCACCUGUAUAUCACCCAACCUCAUUCAAUGGACCAACCGAAUUAGUAACUGCACAGGAAAGUAUUUGGUCGACGACGGGAGAAGUAAAUCGUUAUAAUACAAAGGAUGAUUCGAAUUAUGACCAGCCUGCUUCUUUUUGGGAAAAGGUUUUGGAUGAAGAACAUCGUAAACGCUUGACACGUAAUAUUGCUGGCUCGUUGGGUCAGACAUCGCUUAAAACCCAGGAGCGUGUAAUUCAGGAAUUUAGUAAAGUGAACGAAGAACUUGGGAAAAUGAUCCAGAAGGAAUUGUGUGCUAUUAAGGAGCGGCCCCAUCUGUGA